AAACGACUUGUAGCUUUUCAUCAGAUAAAGCAACACCUGAAGGAGAAAAAGUGCUACACUUUGUGUUUCACACUCCACUCUUUUGGAUAAGCAGUGAUUGUACUUUUGGUGGAAAACAGUGACCCUUUUUAACCCCUUUUAUAAAAAAAUACAAAUUGGGUACAAUGGCUCGAUCAGCAUCUGGAAUUGAACUCAUUAUUCUCUACACAAUUUUCUGCAUUCUUCUGCCUAUGCAUCUAGCUACGGCAGCUGAUGCCGACAUUGAGGAGUCGAAGCCAAGACGAUCUGGAAAUAUGGGUCUCUUUCCUUUCCCAAGAGUUGGCAGAUCCGAUCCUGAAAUGAUUGCCUACGACGCAAUGAUUAAUUCAUUAGAAGACUACGACAUACCAAAAUACGAGAUGAAACGCCAAGGUUUGAUCCCAUUCCCACGAGUAGGGCGAUCCAGGACUGGUACAUUGUGGUCAAAAGUUGCCAGGGAAGAAUAUGGUAAACGGACAGGAGGUGUUGGAGCAAAUGGUGGACUUUGGUUUGGACCACGUCUGGGACGAAUUCAGAAACGUAGUCCCGAACAUGACGACACAAUCCAAGUAAAGAGCCGCCAUGAUAUUUAUACACCUCGACUGGGACGUGAAAGCGAUGAGCUAGAGAGCACAGAAUACUACGAACUACUACCCUUUCAACCGAAUUUAAAGAGCUUCAGUUAAGUUGAUUAAUUACCAAAAGAAAACCUCUUCUCACUGUAUAAAUAAAAAGAAAACACUUUAAUGAAUUUAUUUCUGACAAUGAGAUCUUAAAUCAUCAAGGCUGGUGAAAAUUUCUUUGAAAAAAAAAAAGAAGUUUUUAUAAAAAAAGAUUUAAAGUCUUAUUGCGAUGGAUUAGCAAAUCAGACAUUUUUUUGUAAUUCUAAUUGUAUAUGGAAUGUUUAAAAGUUAUUGAAACUUAUUAUUGUAUUGAUGAAGUUCUUACUUAUUGUGCUGAAGAGUUGCAAUAAACGUAUUAAUUCUGCAUCAAAACUAAUAUUUGUUAACUAUGUAUAAAAUAUGUAUAUUGGCAAAUAAAUGCAAAAAUGCAUAAGA
Molecule: messenger RNA, 1076 nt
Organism: Lutzomyia longipalpis
Lineage: Eukaryota; Metazoa; Arthropoda; Insecta; Diptera; Psychodidae
Gene: Capa
Product: cardio acceleratory peptide 2b
Exons: 4
Coding region: 165-704 (179 amino acids)
Source: RefSeq, a predicted model, not a curated record